AUGGAGAAACCAAGUGAUCCUGGCAACGAUGAAAACAACGGAAAAUCAAACCAAGACAAAAAACUCAAGAGAAAAGAGCUCGGGCUCUCGUGCAUGCUAAACACCGAAGUCGGUGCCGUCCUCGCUGUCAUCCGCCGUCCCCUGGACACCACCUCCCACUGCUUCGCCGCCCCCGACGACGCCUUCGACCCUUCCCUUCUCCAACCCCUCAAAUCCCUCCGGGCCCUCAUCUUCAACCCACAGCAAGAAUGGCGCACGAUAGACCCCUCCAUUUACCUAUCCCCCUUUUUAGAUGUCAUCCAAAGCGACGAAGUUCACGCCGCCGCUACCCGAGUCGCUCUCUCCGCCACAUUGAAGAUUCUCAAGCUCGGAAUCUUCGACGAGAAGACUCCAGGGGCCAAAGACGCCAUUAACACCGUCGUCACCGCCAUCACCACCUGCCGGCUCGAACGGACCGACCCGGUCUCCGAGGAUGCCGUGAUGAUGAAUAUUCUUCAGGUCUUGACCGGAAUUAUGAACCACCGCGCUUCGGUUCUGCUCACCGAUCAGGCUGUCUGCACAAUUGUGAACACUUGUUUUCAGGUGGUACAGCAAUCGUCGAGCAGAGGAGACUUGCUUCAACGAUGUGCAAGGUACACGAUGCACGAGUUGAUCCAGAUCAUAUUUUCGCGGUUGCCCGAAAUCAAUUUCAGGGACGGGGACAGUUCGGCAAGUACUGAUACUGAAGAUGCUGAUGCUGAUGAGGGGAAUUUGGAUUCUGGGUAUGGGAUUCGGUGUGCGGUUGACAUUUUUCACUUUUUGUGUUCUUUGUUGAAUGUGGUUCAGGUGGUUGAGACAGAUCAGGGGUCGACUGUGCAAACUGCAGAUGAGGAUGUGCAGCUUUUUGCUCUGGUUUUGAUCAACUCCGCAAUCGAGUUGAGUGGGGAUGGAAUUGGGUCGCAUUCGAAGCUGUUGAGGAUGAUGAAAGAUGAUCUCUUUCACCAUUUGGUUCACUACGGAACGCGUUCGAGCCCACUUGUUUUUUCCAUGAUUUGCAGUACAGUUUUGAAUAUGUACCACUUUCUUCGCAGGUUCAUUCGUGUCCAAUUAGAAGCCUUCUUCACGUUUGUGCUGUUUAGAGUUGCAGGUCCUGGAGUCUCAAUCCAACUUCAAGAGGUUGCACUUGAAGGGAUUAUAAAUUUCUGCAGACAACUGACAUUCGUAGUGGAGGUCUAUGUGAACUAUGAUUGUGAUCCCCUUUGCCAUAAUGUGUUUGAGGAGAUUGGGAAGUUGCUUUGCAAGCAGUCAUUUCCAGUGUCUAACCCUUUGACAACUAUACAGAUACAAGCCUUUGAGGGGCUAGUUAUCAUGAUUCACAACAUUGCAGAGAGUAUUGAUAGAGAACAUGAUACAAGCCCUUCUGGACCAUACCCAAUUGAGAUUACAGAGUAUGCACCCUUUUGGGAAGACAAACCCAAAGAUGAUUCAGAAGCUUGGGUGCAAUUUGUAAGGGUGAGGAAAGCACAAAAGAGGAAGAUAUUGAUUGCUGGACACCAUUUUAAUCGAGAUGAAAAGAAGGGAAUGGAGUACUUGAAGCUCUACAACUUAGUCUCUGACCCUCCAGAUCCAAAGACAUUGGCUUUCUUCUUCCGGUACACUCCUGGACUAGACAAGACAAUGAUAGGGGAUUAUCUUGGCGAUCCUGAUGAGUUUCACAUUAAAGUACUUGAAGAAUUCACAGGAACCUUUGGAUUUGCAGGCAUGAAUCUUGACAGUGCUCUCCGUACUUAUCUGGAGACUUUCCGUUUGCCAGGAGAGUCCCAGAAGAUUCAGAGGAUUCUUGAAGCAUUUUCGGAGAGUUUUUAUGAGCAACAGCCAGCAGAUCUUUUCGUGAACAAAGAUACAGUAUUCAUUCUUUGCUACUCUCUCAUUAUGCUCAAUACUGAUCAGCACAAUCCACAAGUGAAGAAGAAGAUGACAGAAGAAGAGUUCAUCAGGAACAAUAGAGCAAUCAAUGGAGGGAAGGAUCUUCCUAGAGAGUAUCUAUCUGAGCUUUUCCAGUCCAUAUCAAACAAUGCAAUCACCCUUUUUGGUCAAUCGGGUCUGCCAGUAAUAAUGAACCCAAGCAGAUGGAUUGAGUUGAUGAACCGAUCCAAAACUGUGCAGCCUUUCAUUCUAUGUGAUUUUGAUCGCCGGUUAGGGAGAGACAUGUUUGCUUGCAUCGCUGGCCCAUCAGUCGCAGCUAUUUCUGCAUUUUUUGAGCAAGCUGAAGAAGAGGAGUUGCUCCAUGAAUGCAUUGAAGGGUUAUUCUCAGUAGCCAGGAUAGCUCAAUAUGGACUGGAGGACACUCUUGAUGAGCUCAUUGCCACCUUCUCCAGAUUCACCACACUGUUGAAUCCUUAUGCCUCUGCAGAAGAAACACUCUUUGCUUUUGGCAAAGAUUUGAAGCCAAGAAUGGCUACCCUUGCUGUUUUCACCAUCGCAAACAAUUUUGGAGAGUCAAUUAGAGGGGGUUGGAGGAACAUUGUGGACUGCUUGUUGAAACUCAAGAGGCUUAAGCUACUUCCCCAAAGUGUCAUUGAUCAUGAUGCUGCUUCCACCUCAUCAUCUGAUGCCCAAGCUACAUCUGAAUCGGGUAUAAUCUUUCCUGCUCAUGAUCCCAAAUUUGGAGGGCGCCGUGCUUCUGGCAUGAUUAGUCGGUUCUCACAUUUUCUAUCACUAGAGAGUCCAGAAGAUGCUGUAUCCCUUGGCAUGAGUGAAUUUGAACAGAAUCUGAAGGUCAUCAAACAAUGCCGAAUUGGGAACAUCUUCAGCACUAGCUCACACUUUCCUGAAGAUUCUUUGCUCAAUCUCGGGCGUUCGUUGAUAUAUGCAGCUGCUGGGAAAGGCCAAAAGUUUAGUACACCUAUUGAAGAAGAAGAAACUGUUGGGUUCUGCUGGGAUUUGAUAGUUGUCAUCGCUUUGGCCAACGUCCACAGGUUCCAGGCAUUUUGGCCUAACUUUCAUGAUUAUCUGCUGGCAGUUGCUCAAUUUCCCAUGUUCUCCCCAAUCCCAUUUGCAGAAAAGGCCAUUGUAGGCCUCUUCAAGGUCUGUCUCAAGCUCCUUGGGACAUACCGACCCGACAGAGUCCCUGAGGAGCUCAUUUUCAAGUCAAUAAAUCUAAUGUGGAAGCUGGAAAAGGAAAUUCUUGACACCUGCGGUGAGCUCAUAACACAAUCAGUAAACAAGAUUCUCAUUGAGUACCCUGCCAAUUUGCAAACCCAACUUGGAUGGAAGUCAGUUCUCCACUUGUUAUCCAUCUCUGGACGACACCAGGAUACCUACGAACAGGGAGUUGAAACUCUGAUCAUGGUGAUGUCUGAUGGAACCCAUGUUUCGCGGACAAAUUAUGCUUACUGCAUUGACUGUGCCUUUGGUUUUAUUGCACUCAAGAACAGUCCGUCAGAGAAGAACUUGAAGAUAUUGGACCUUUUGUCGGAUUCUGUAAACUUGUUGAUCCAGUGGUACAGAAAUCAAUACUCAGAUCCUGGGAACAAUUAUAGUGUGGCGAGCAACACAAGUAACUCCUCUUUAGAGGACUCAAAAGGUUUUGGCUCUAAUAACUUUGCCAUGAACUUAUUUGUCAAACUAGGGGAGGCAUUUAGAAAGACCAGCUUAGCCCGGAGAGAAGAUAUAAGAAACCAUGCAGUCUUGUCUCUUCAAAAAAGUUUCAAACUGGCUGAGGAGUUGGAAUUCACUCCAACCAAUUGUAUUAACUCUUUCAACCUCGUUAUUUUUGCGAUGGUUGAUGAUUUACAUGAGAAGAUGUUGGAAUAUUCACGAAGAGAGAGCGCAGAGAAGGAGAUGAGAAGUAUGGAAGGGACCUUAAAGAUUGCACUGGAGCUCUUGGCAGAUGUGUACUUGCAGUUCUUGAUACCGAUAUCGCAAUGUAGUGGGUUUCGGACGUUUUGGUUGGGUGUGUUGAGAAGAAUGGACACAUGUAUGAAGGCUGAUUUGGGUGCAUAUGGUGAAUCAACACUGCCAGAACUAAUCCCAGACUUGUUGAGAAAGAUGAUCACUGAGAUGAAGGAGAAGGAGAUUUUAGUGCAGAAGGAAGAUGAUGACCUUUGGGAUAUUACCCAUAUUCAGAUACAGUGGAUAGCUCCUUCGAUCAAGGAGGAGCUAUUUCCGGAAGAAAGUUCGUAA
Messenger RNA from Prunus armeniaca (apricot), 4164 nucleotides. The record is from the annotation of a GenBank genome assembly. NCBI's taxonomy places the organism in Eukaryota, Viridiplantae, Streptophyta, Magnoliopsida, Rosales, Rosaceae.